AAGAAAAACUCGACAUAUAGCGAGCAAGGGUGUUUAAGUACGAUACUUUUAAUCAAAAACUUUAAGCGGGUGUUGACCUUUCACCCUUCUUUUCUGAUAGUACCGUUGCGUGUUUGUUAGCUAGGCUAGCUAAGCUAUCUGCAACAUGAGUUAUGGUAGGCCCCCGCCCGAUGUUGAGGGCAUGACUUCUCUUAAAGUGGAUAAUCUGACGUACCGAACCUCACCUGAGACCCUUCGCCGUGUCUUCGAAAAGUAUGGUAGGGUAGGAGAUGUUUACAUCCCCCGAGAUCGUUAUACGAAAGAGAGCAGAGGGUUCUCCUUUGUGCGAUUCCAUGACAAGCGGGAUGCAGAGGAUGCGAUGGACGCGAUGGAUGGUGCGGUGCUGGACGGGCGCGAGCUGAGAGUCCAGAUGGCACGCUACGGACGUCCCCCAGAUUCUCACCAUGGAGGUGGUGGUGACCGUGGAGAGCGUGGUGACCGUCGGCGUGGAGGUGCUCCCCGGAGGUACGGGGGUGAUGGCCGACGAAGUAGGAGGUAAGAGCUGAGCACAUGGUUAAGUAGUUGCUCUAGCUCUCCUUCGAUUGGGUCGUUUUUCAUUGUUAGAUAUGUAGUAAUUAUUUACAGUGAAAUUUACGUUUACUUGGCUAACGUUAGCUAUGACGCAUAAUGUUUGUGUAGGAACUUGAAUGUUGUAACGCUACCUUAUGGCCCUUGUAUCGAUUAUGUAGCGUCAAACAGCCACCAUUACAUGCAUGGUUCAUUGACCUGAUAAUUUAGCAGCGUUUUGAGGGUGCUGUGGCCUUACGUUUACCACUGUUUUAGAUGGGCGAUAACUCAACACACCGAACUUACUCUAGUUUUCCCCCCAGUCCCAGGCGUCGGAGACGCAGCAGAUCCCGGAGCAGAAGCCGAUCUCGUUCCCGCAGCCGUUCCCGCAACAGCCGAUCAAGGUCCCGUUCCUACUCUCGCUCCAAGUCCCGCUCCCCUAAGAGAGACAAGGCCAAGUCCCCAUCCAGGUCCCGCUCCAGAUCCAAAUCCAAGACCCCUAAGUCAAAGUCCCGUUCCAGGAGCCACACCCCUGCAGAAAGAGGCUCACGGUCAAGAUCCAAGAGCCAGCCCAAGUCACCUGGGGCGAAUGGCGCUGAAACCCCAUAGAUGAGUGACAAAAUGGUAAGUGUUGGGCAAGGAGAUGGGAAACACCUUAACACUACCUUUUUGUAAAUUGUUUGAGGUGAAGUCUAGCGUUACAAUUUAGUGUAUGAAUAGCAUGGGGAGGGUCAUGUGUGGGAUGGAUUUGCACUAUCUCUCCCUUUUCCAAUGGUUAUCUGUGGUUGAAUAGAAGGGGGUUGGUUGUGGGAUGUCUUGACCAAAUGUGAGCUGCUUUAACACUGUCUUUUUCCACCUCAAAAUGGUUAUGCAUAUUACUGUAACACUGGGCAUGGCAAAGCAGAAUGGAAAACUGUCCCAUAUGGUCGUUGCCUUAAACUCACAUUUGAUGGAUUUUUGGGACUAUUCCUUUGUCACAAUUUUACUCUGUCCUGCCCAAUGUUCCAGUUUCGUUAUCAGUGUAGAGGUCCGUUCUUGACAUGUACAUCUGUGGUAUUUGAAAAUAAUUUUUUACCAUCAAAAUAAAAUGUUCAAAAAAAAUCUGGAAUUCUUUCCUCCAAGCUGCGGAAUCCUGUUUGCAAAAGAGGAGUUUGAGGCAGUAUGAGCAGUUAGUGAGCUGGGUGUGUGAGCUGUCCGGGCACCUGCUGCUGUGGGGGUUGCUAUGGAGCAGGCCGGUUGCAGGUUGCAGGCCGGUUGCAGGUUGCAGUCAGUGUUGGGGUGGUGUUGAGGUACGUCUGCAGGACAAUGGACAGAAGCCUUGCAUUGUCCUCCAGGUCAUGCUCUCGGCCUUUUGGGGGCAAAUACUUGUGCUCAGGAGGGAACCAAGGUUUGUCUGACUCUGGUUUCUCAUGACAAGAUUUCUCAUUUUGUGAAGCCUGGGCGUCUCUUGACGUUGGUUCCUUCCUUGAACCAAACAAUUUCAACCAUCAGAAAUGGGUAUUGGCAUAGCUUUUGAUUUGGCUAAUUUUUUUCAAAUGUAGACUAGUUACCUACUAAUAUGGGGGAAAUGUGCUAUUCACAUGAAGUUGGCAUUACAUUGGCAGCUGAUUAUGCCAUGCAAAUGGCCUGGAGGUGUCUCCACGUCUAUCUGGAGGGAGGGGUGGUCAAGUUAACAAGUCGUCGCCACUUCAUUACUAGAGGUUUAAGACAAAAUGUAGCGAUUUGUUUUCCAACACCUGUUUCUUACAGCUUGUCUUUCAAACCUUUUUCAGAUGAGACGCCAAUGAGGACGUCAGACUGCGGACCCUGUCCAUACAAUGAUUUCUGGUGUAAAAGGUUAUUAUUGUAUCUUGACCGGAAGGUGUUUUUUUUUUUGUUUUUGUAUUUGUUUUUUGUUUGCCCAGACUUGUCUUUCAGUGUGCAAUGUUUUAAAUAAAUACUUACUGUGCUUUUGAGGUAGGUGGGCAAUACUGCUGGGAUUUGAAUUAGUUGGACUGCAUGGCUAUUUUCAGUAUCUAAAACUGUCAUAGUGAAGAUUUGCUGGCCUAGCUUUUACAACUGUUAUUUUGGGUUUCAUGAGAACUGUUCAGGAAGAUAUGGGGUUAGUGAAAGGCCAUUACAGAAGUUUAAAUGGAUAGGGCUUCCAAAAGCUUUUAGGAUAAGUACGGAAAGAACCAAGCACAGAUUUACUUGCAAGUGAACUUUGCGAUGUAGGUUUAUCUUUAAUUUAAUUGUGACUCUAAUCUUCUCUCCUGUAUUUUUUGUGCACUAGGCGCAGUUGUGUAGCAGUUGAGUAUUGCUGGUUAGCUGUUAAGGUGGCGUGUUGCAGUGCUUGGCUGUUUCCAGUGUUCUCCGGGAAUGCCCCUGUGGCUACAAUGCUGUGAUGGUGGCCAACUUAAAUGGCUGCUACAAAUUCACCAUCGGUAGAAUGCCUGUCUUGCUUUCAACACAAGUUUUAAAUGUUCUCUAAUUCGGAGCACCAAGUAUGGUAUGCUAAUUUUUGUUUGUUUCAUUGUCAAACAGAACAGAUGCAUUCUGUCUUGCCCUUUUGUGCAUUCCUUUUCCCCCUUGCAAGAGUAUAAGUGUCCAAUGUGAAAGCUAAUAAAAAUUAUCUUCUAAAA
Messenger RNA from Coregonus sp. 'balchen', 3167 nucleotides. The record is from the annotation of a GenBank genome assembly. Lineage: Eukaryota; Metazoa; Chordata; Actinopteri; Salmoniformes; Salmonidae.